This is a messenger RNA of Penicillium crustosum, 792 nucleotides long. RefSeq lists its product as uncharacterized. Lineage: Eukaryota; Fungi; Ascomycota; Eurotiomycetes; Eurotiales; Aspergillaceae. Gene Ontology annotation, molecular function: protein binding. The coding region runs from base 1 to 792 and encodes 263 amino acids. The transcript has a single exon. The record is from RefSeq and is a predicted model, not a curated record.
AUGGGCUCGCCCGAAGGAAUACAGAAACAGGCAGAAAAUCUGUAUGGUCAGAAAAAAUACAAGGAGGCCGAAAAGCUGUUCGACGAGGUAGUACAUUAUCGGGAGACGACCCUCGGCAAGGACCAUAAACGCACGCAUUUCAGCAAGGAUCGGCUGGCACAGACGCUAUAUCAUCAGGGAAAAUAUCAGGAGGCAGAGAAAAUGUACUACCAGCUAGUACAGGGACAUGAGAGGGCCCUCGACAAGGACCAUGAACACACGCUUACCGGCAAAUAUUUGCUGGCACAGACGCUUUAUCGGCAGGGAAAGUACCAGGAGGCACAGAGGACAUUCCAAGAGCUAACAGAUACCCGUGAGAAAACUCUGGGCAAGGACCACGAACAUACGCUUACCGGCAAAUCCUGGCUGGCACGGACGCUAUAUCAGCAGGGAAAGUACCAUGAGGCACGGAGGAUAUUCCAAGAGCUAGCAGAUACCCGUGAGAGAACUCUGGGCAAGGACCACGAACAUACGCUUACCGGAAAAUCCUGGAUGGCACAAACGCUAUAUCAGCAGGGAAAGUACCAGGAGGCACAGAGUAUAUUCCAAGAGCUAGCAAAUACCCGUGAGAGAACUCUGGGCAAGGGCCAUGAAGAUACCCUUGCCAGCAAUCAACGAUUAUUUCAGACAAAAUUGGCUGAGCGGCAAGAGUCCCAGAAGGCUGGAAAGCCAUUCGAUAGAACAGUAUACGGACAGGAGAAGAUAACAGGCAAGUACCAUGGGGACACACCUAAUAGUCAACAGCUAACGUAG